GGGAGAGGAAGCUUUGAAGCACAGACAGAAGGGGGAAGGCGACAACGACAACGACGACGAAUCAUGGCAGAGGGCGAGGAUGGCAGGAGGACACCGUCGACGCCACCUGUCCCUACCUCUUUCCCUCUGCUAGACAAUGAGGCCCCUCUGGACUUAUCUUCAGCAGCCUUUGCCUCUUCGUCUGCGUCAGCAGGCAGCGGACCGACGGCCUCCUUCGACGUCGAUGCGUUCCUCGUCUCGCACGCCUCGUCCGGCACCUCGCUGGCAUCUCUGACGGCACGUCUCUCGCAGCACGCGGUCCAGCUCCAGACUCGGCUCGAGGACGUCGUCGAGAGCGACUUUCGCGGCUUUGUCAAUCUCGGCUCGGCGCUCAAGGCUGAAGGUCCGCGAAUCGCCCGGCUGGACUGGAAGGUCGCCCGUGCCCCCGCUGCCCCUGCUGAAGAUGACGAAACAGGGGCUACAAGGAAGGCUUCUGUUGGAGAAGGGGCCAUUGAGCCACACGAUCGUGUGGGCAGUAAUCUCGGGCUCGAUCUCGUCAGGGAGGAUGUCGUGCAUGCGCGCGACCGGCUGAGGGCGGCCGAGGCAGAAGUGACAGAGGUCAUGAAGAGGCGAGAGGCGGUCAGGGACAAGAGAGCGUCUUUGGAGCUGCUGGUUGGAUUGGGAGAGUCGCUGGCGCGGCUGGAGAAUCUCCUAGAUAUGGAGCAGAGGGACGCUCCAAGGCAAAGACGAGCGGAACGAAGAAGGUCGAGAGCGAGAAGCCGGGGCGAUGAGGCCGACGAAGAGGCAAAGAAAGAAGAGUCACACGGGCAAAGAGAACAAGGAAGCGAUGAAGAGAUCAGCGAGCCGCAGCAGAGCGCAAGAUAUUGGCAGUCGUUCCAGGCCAUUAAUGACGAGCUCAACGGAGGUCUGGCAGUGGUCUCAGACGAUGAAGACUCAGAAGCGGAUGAGCAGGACUCGGACGAAGGAUACGCUGCUGGAAGCACAGUCAACGGAAAGGUUCGACGUCCAAGCCUUGCGAGAAAUUUGUCAAGCAACGAUGCCAAGCCCCACCGCAGGCGGUCUUCCGCGCUGCUCUCGGGUUCUCGCGGAGCAGCUGCCAUCGGGCGCGACCUGCAUUCGUAUGGAAGCACCACAAUCUCAGGAGAUGGAAGCCAAUCUUACGAGAACGGGAUCUCGGACCUAUCACAACAGGCCAGCUCCACGACCUUGCCAACUCGCAUCGCCCGUGCCUCGUCUGAAUACAAUGCGCUGAUGUUUCUCCGCCAACGUGCUGUCGAGCAACACCUCGUUGGCUUUGUCGAAGCGCACGAAUUACGGCUACAGAGAGCGAAAGAUUGCCUGAAGGAGUAUCUCGCCAAGCUCGUCAGUCUCCUAACGGAAUUCCAAGGAUCUUCCUUGCUUGUUCCUCCAGCUCAUGAAGAAAACAGCGAAGACACCAACGCGUUGUUGCGGUCAUGGAGCCACGCGCAGAACAAGGAGGAACGGAAGAAAGAGCAGGAGUCUUGGCUAGAGCUGGCACUGUCGACGUGGAGCAAGUUGGGUGCUGCGAGAGAGGCAGAGGAAGCGAUCCGAGCCUCACUCUUCGACCCUUGGGCGAACGAGACGAUACAUGCCGGUGUGCUCUCAGAUGCCUCUGCUAAUGGUGUUGUGGGGAAUGGCAUUGGCGCCGAAGACGGAGCCCGUUUCCAGGAUGCCAUGGCUCGCCUAGAGGACUUUGACGGCCAGACUCAAAGAAGGGCAUCCAGCCUGAUCAAUCUCUACCGGCGCAUCUUGGCUUUUGUGGCUGGUACAGGCAGCACCGUCAGUCAAGUCGCAGAGAAGGUGCUCCUCGGAUCGCCACAUCCGGUACCUUCAACUGCAUCCACCUCGCAAAUGCUGGAGAAGGAAGAUAGGCCUUGCGACAUCUAUGUCAAUGUCGUCUGCGACAGCAUCUGUACGCGUCUGAUGGACGAGCUCGGGGGACAACUCUUCUUCGUUGGGCGACCCGAAGUAUUCCAUCGAAACUUCAAGGCGACAUCUUUGUUCCUGGCCUCAUUGGAGCGUUUGGCGCCCUCGAAACGAGCCGCGGCAGCCUUUCGAAGUAGUCCGGUCAACUUGGCGUUACAGAAGCGAUGGCAAUUGCCCGUCUAUUUCCAGAUGCGCUUGCGAGACGUCGUAUCACGUCUAGAGAGUCGUCUAGCGGCAUCAUCGGGACCAAAUAACUUUGGUGUCCCGACUGCGAUUGGGGACGAUGAGAUCGAGGCAGCGUCACACGAUCCACCAAGGAUGAUUGCCACAGCCGCUACAUUAACAGCAUUCGUGGCGCCGUGGAGAGAAGAAAGCCACAUUCACGAACUAGUACCAAGGCAGUGGAGGUUAAGUUUACAGGUUCUGAGUCGAUACAAGGCCUGGCUUUACGACGAGGAGCUUCCAUCCGAUCUCAUGGCCCAGCAUUCCGCUGCUUUAAUGUCCCUGAACAAGUCUUCGUCGAGGGGCCAUUCGCGGACAGGAAGUGCCGGCGGAUAUUCGACGCCACCACCCAGCACUGUCAUCAGUUCUCCAGUCAGGUCGGGCACGCCGACUGUCGGUGUCGACGUCGAGAGCCAAACGGCGCAUGAUGAUGCCGCGCUCAAGACGCUCACGAUUGUGGCAGCCGAUGCAGCAUGGCUGCAAAAUCGAGUCGAGUCGGCCUUUGAGAAAGUGAUUGUUCCAAAAAUCACUGCCGUCGACGGGGAAGGUUGCCAGGAUCGCGACGAACGAGCUUCGGCCGUGAUUGAGCACCUCGGAAAAACGCUCGACGGGUCCUUCCAGCUCCGUCGGGCUCUCGUUCCUCUGCUCGGAAGUCGAGUUCAAGCGAUUCUCAAGACAAGAUGCGCAGAGCCGCUACGAUUGGUCCGGUCUGUCUCGACGCAGUACCGGGGAGGAAAUGCACCCUCCUCCUCGACGGAGCCGUCCUAUUUUGUCGGACAAUUCUUGCGACCUCUGAGGAUGUACCUCGGUAGAGCCGAGCGCAACACGCAUCAGCACCAGCACAACCAGCAACAACAACAGAGGCCAGCCAAGACGGCGGCACAGGAACUGAACACCGAGACCAGGAGUCUGUGGGCUCAGAUCGUCGUGGAAGACUUUCUCGAGAGGUACACCCAAAGCCUGUACACCAUGAACAAGAACUUCGAGUCGUUGAGACGGCUCAAACGGCCGGGUGCUGGGGGAGGCGGGGGUGGAGGAGGGGGCAUCAUGAGUGGUCUCUUCGGCGGGGGAACAAAGGGAGCAGGCCAAUCGAACAACGAUGCAGAGGCAGAGCGCAUGUAUCGGCAAAUGUCGACCGACGUCGACUGGCUUGCUUCUGACGUAGAGGAGUGGGCUCUACCGCUCGAACAGGGUGGCGUCGAUACGAGGAUCGAUACCUCGUCAGUCAGCUGGCAGAGGCUCAAAGAGGCGGCAAAGGGCGCAACUGGUGACUAGACCGGGCAAUGACAAUGUGUUGAAAGGAAUGUUGCAAGAUUUGCUGCUUGAUUCUCUCUGAAGAGAAAAUGACUAC
This is a messenger RNA of Acaromyces ingoldii, 3520 nucleotides long. RefSeq names its product COG2-domain-containing protein. Bases 64 to 3444 code for a protein of 1126 amino acids. The transcript has 2 exons. The record is from RefSeq and is a predicted model, not a curated record. Gene Ontology annotation, biological process: Golgi organization; protein transport; intra-Golgi vesicle-mediated transport. Gene Ontology annotation, cellular component: membrane; COG complex. Lineage: Eukaryota; Fungi; Basidiomycota; Exobasidiomycetes; Exobasidiales; Cryptobasidiaceae.